UGUAUCUAAUUAGCAAUGCUAUGCUACGGUAUUAAUCUUCAAUUUUUUUAAUCUGAAACAGGCGGUUUCAAGAGAAAGCUAAGGUAUAAUUCCAUUCGUACAGGAAACCAUAUAAAAGGCAAAUCUUCUGUAAGGUUUCUUGGCAAUAAGGAGCCCAACAAAUAACAAUACUUUAUACUAGAAGGCAGACACAGACAAGGACAGAGCAGCAAUAUAAAGACAACAUCAAGGCUACUCCAACCGUACCAGUCAUUCAGGCAAUAUGAUUGAAUGGAUGUCGUGCAGAUUCAACUGGAUGGUAAUGCUGAUGCUGCUGAAUUCUGUCCUGAUUAUCCAUUUCAACACAUUCUAGCAGCAGCCACCUACACUUUAGAAGAAGGUGCUCAGCACCGAGUUGGAAGCAUAUCUCUGUUUUCAAUUCAGGACAAAAUGCACCUCAAGCUUCUUCAACGGAUCAAAACUUCUGGAGUUUUUGAUAUCAAAUGGAGACCUGGAAAAGGAAACACACAAUCAAAUCUCCUACAAGCUGAUUCUGAUGGUAACUUAACAGUGUACAGUUUAGAACAUCCAGAGAUUGUCUCUGAAGAUAAAGUGCAGGAAGAUGAAGUGGUGAUAAAGGAACUUGUGAGUGUGAACAUUAGCUGCUCUUCCAUGUGCCUUACAGUGGACUGGGAUCAGGCAAAUCUUGGUUUGUCUUCAAAUAUUGCAGUAGGUCUUUCAGAGGGUUUGGUCUCAGUUGUCAGACUGGGAGAAGCACAGAUGCAAACAGAUCAUACUUGGCAAGCUCAUGGGUUUGAGGUUUGGUCUGUUUCUUAUGACUCUUGCCGGCCAGAUGUGUUGUAUAGUGGUGCUGAUGAUUGUAACUUCUGUGGUUGGGACUUGCGAGAAAGUACUGAUCAUCCGGUAUUUAGAAAUACAAAGAGCCAUCGGAUGGGAGUCUGUAGCAUUCAGAAGAGUCAACAGUGGGAAAAUUCUAUCAUCACUGGGAGCUAUGAUGAAUGUUUGAGGUUAUGGGAUCUCAGACUGAUGGAGAGACCUGUAAUGCAGGAAUCAAUUGGUUUAGGUGGAGGAGUUUGGAAGCUUAAAUUCCAUCCUUCUAUUGGAAACUUGGUUUUGGCUGCAUGCAUGCACAAUGGUUUUGCAGUUGUGAGGCUUACAAAUGAUGGUAUGAAAAUUGUUGAUGAAUACAAGGGACAUGAUUCGCUGGCAUAUGGUGCUGAUUGGUUCAAAGGUGAUUUAUCUAAGAAAGACAGAUGUGGGAUAUGUGUGCCAGAAAUAAGACGUGGUAUGAAUGGAUUGGGCCAGGAAGAGCACCUUCAGCAUGGUGGAGAUUCCAAGUUUAGCAACACAAAGCGUUCAUCUAUAACUUCUGGGCAAUGUGAUGAUCAAAGUAUUGCUUUGAAUGAGUGCACGAUUGGAGAAAAUUCCAAUUGGCCGUCCAACGUAGAUAGUGCACAUCAAAGAACAAUACAGUCAUUGGUUGCUACUUGCUCAUUUUAUGACAAAGCACUGCAUAUCUGGAAACCCAAAAUUCCUAUGUCAGAUGCAAGUUGUGUAUCAGUAUAUAGUCCAAUUUAGUUCUUAUUAAUAGUCCUGAAAUCCAGCGAUUGUUUUUUCUUGUCUUUCGAAUAUUACAUAUUUUUUAGGAUUGUUUAAUAUUUUUUA
This is a messenger RNA of Cryptomeria japonica (Japanese cedar), 1665 nucleotides long. RefSeq lists its product as uncharacterized. The transcript has 4 exons. Gene Ontology annotation, molecular function: protein binding. Lineage: Eukaryota; Viridiplantae; Streptophyta; Pinopsida; Cupressales; Cupressaceae. The record is from RefSeq and is a predicted model, not a curated record. The coding region runs from base 271 to 1578 and encodes 435 amino acids.